CGGGAGAGAAGCGAACACAUCUAAGGACUGAAGACUCUCCGCUGUCCGUCUAUGUCCUCCUGGUUCCUCCUGGUGUCACCGCUGUCUCUCGCUAACGGGCCCGGUACCGACUGAUUCACCCGCCGAACAGGAAACACCGUUUCCCACCAAGGAGGAUCUAUUUUCCUUCUGGCUCCAAUUAUCGCCAGACAGCGGACACUUUCCAUUCGCCGCAUCCGUCUCUUGAAACCAAUGAUAGGCGCUAAAGACGCCGAGCAGCCUUCUUCCGGCCAAGGACGCCAACAUGUCCUCAAAGGUGGCCUCCGUUUGUUGCCUUGUUUUUGGCCACAUUUUCUCUUCUGACUCUGCGCUUUUAGUGUAGACAAAGCGGCUAGCUUACUGGCUAGCUAGCGCGCUAGCCGCUUCUCUUGCCUUUUCAAUUGUCCUCAAGUCUUCUCAGCAGAGGACAUUUGCUGCUUCUUAACCUGCGGGAUAUCAUCUCCUGAGCGGCCGUCUGGCCCAAGGAAUGGUGCCAUCGAAACGGCGGAACCGGAGAGAGAACCCCCAUUAGAGGGGAGAGGGGGCUGGGGAGUUAUUUUCUCUCUUUUUCUGGAUGAUGCUGACUUGUGGAGCCUCGGGAGCUGAAUGUAGCUCAUUAUUGGACUCUUUGUCGGUGUCCUGAUCUGUGCCGCCGUCACCAUGGACAUUGUAUGAGCGUCCUUCUGCUCCAACGACGAGUGUUUAUUAUUGACAAGACGCUCAUUUCCUUUCUCCCCACCGGAAGUGCACUCAGGGAGCAACAUGUCUUUACGCAAAGCUCUGCCGGGAAACGAGAGGAACCCUGAUCAUCACACCUCCCUUUCCACCAGCCGCUCAGACAAAGGAACGGGCUGGUCGAGCCGCUCGCUGGGCGCACGAUGUCGAAACUCCAUCGCACUGUGUUCGGACGAGCAGCCGCACAUCGGGAACUACCGGCUGCUCAAGACCAUCGGCAAAGGCAACUUUGCCAAGGUCAAACUGGCGCGGCACAUCCUGACGGGCAGAGAGGUUGCAAUAAAGAUCAUCGAUAAAACACAGCUCAACCCGACCAGCCUGCAGAAGCUGUUUCGUGAGGUACGCAUCAUGAAAACUCUCAACCACCCAAACAUAGUCCAGCUGUUUGAGGUCAUAGAAACGGAGAAGACGCUCUACCUCAUCAUGGAAUACGCCAGCGGGGGGGAGGUGUUUGACUACCUGGUGUCUCAUGGCAGGAUGAAGGAGAAAGAAGCUCGGGCCAAGUUCAGACAAAUUGUGUCAGCGGUGCACUACUGCCACCAGAAGCACAUUGUUCACAGAGACUUGAAGGCGGAGAAUUUGCUACUCGAUGCCAACUCCAACAUCAAAAUCGCCGACUUCGGCUUCAGCAACGAGUUCACAGCCGGCAGCAAGCUGGACACCUUCUGUGGCUCUCCGCCUUACGCCGCCCCAGAACUCUUUCAAGGGAAGAAGUACGACGGUCCUGAGGUGGACAUCUGGAGCUUGGGCGUCAUCCUCUACACGCUGGUCAGCGGCUCCCUGCCCUUUGACGGACAAAACUUGAAGGAGCUGCGAGAGCGAGUUCUGAGAGGGAAAUACCGCGUGCCCUUCUACAUGUCGACAGACUGUGAGGGAAUCCUGCGUCGCUUCCUGGUCCUCAACCCAACCAAGCGCUGCUCGCUGCAGCAAAUCAUGAAGGACAAGUGGUUGAACGUGACCUACGACGGAGAGGAGCUGAAGCCUCACACAGAGCCCGAGGAAGACUUCAAUGAUACCACUCGCAUCGAUGUGAUGGUGGGGAUGGGCUUCACCAGAGAUGAGAUCAGAGAUUCUCUGGUCAGUCACAAGUACAAUGAAGUGACGGCCACGUAUCUGCUACUGGCGCGCAAGACGGAGGGGAAGGCUGAAAACACUGUGACCCGGUCCGUCAGCAAUCUCAGUCUAGCCCGAGUCCGGCCCGGUGCCCUCGCCAACGGGACCAGCAAACACUCCACUUCCUCCUCCGGCGCAACGUCCUCCUCCUCCGCGGCCCACAAGCCACAGCGCAGCGUCUCCACCUACCAGCGCCAGAGACGACACUCUGACUUCUGUGGUCCGGCUGCUCCGGGCUCCACACACCCCAAGCGCAGUCCCAGCGGCGUGGGAGAAGGGGCGGCGCUCAGAGAGGAGAGGUUGUCGGUCCGCAAGCCCAGCAACAACACCGUUAGCUCUCGGAGCAUCCCGGCCCCCUCCAGUCCCAUGGUCAGCUCUGCUCACAAUCCAAAUAAAUCGGAGAUACCAGACCGACGCAAGGAGGCCAACUCCACCACGAAUAACGUCUCUGCUAGUGCCAUGACUCGAAGGAAUACAUACGUGUGCACGGACCGCUCCGGCACUGACAGGCACUCGCUGCUGCAAAAUGGCAAAGAAAACAGUGCCCUCUCCCACCGCCUGCCCCCGGCCUCCCCCUCCACCCACAGCAUCGCCGGCGCGUCGGGCGUGUCCUCUACGCCCGCCUCGCGUCUCUCCAGGGGCUCCACGGCGAGGAGCACUUUCCACGGCGGGCAGAUCAGGGACCGCCGGCCGACCUCGCACGCCGCACCGGCGUCCCCCACGCCGUCUCACGACGCCAGCCCCCUGCCCCACGCCAGGACACCCCGCGCCACAAGCAACCUGCUGAGCAAGAUCACCUCCAAGCUGACGCGCAGGGUCACUCUUGACCCUUCUAAACGUCAGAGCUCAAACAAAUCCAUGUCGGGCUGCACCCUCCCACAGGGGACAAAAACAGUUAACGAACCUGAGAGAAUCAGCAGAUCUCCGGUCACAAGUCGCCAUCUAUCUGGGCAUCAAAAAGCGGCAGAGCCCCGGACCCCCCGAUGCGGCUGGGAUGUGAGGGUGCGGAGCCCCCGCGACCCGGCCGAGGUGGUGCUGGCGCUGCGGGAGGCGGCCCAGGGCUGCGGCUGCCAGGUCCACCUGGCGGGGCCCUUCCUGCUGUCGUGCACCCACGGCGCGGCCGGCACUCGCGUGGCCUUCGAGGCCGAGGUGUGCCAGCUGCCCGGCGGGCUGGGCCAGAGCAGCGGCGUCAGGUUCAAGCGCCUGUGGGGGGCGCCGCUAGCGUUCAGAGACAUCGCCACCAAAGUAUCGAAGGAGCUGGAGCUCUGAGAGCCGCCCGGAGGCGGGGCAGAGUGGCGACGAGAGGUGAGGAAGAAGAGAAACGAGGUGCGAGCUCCUCCCCCAUCCCUCCUUUUAGCUCCGCCUUUUCUGAUGUGACUGGCAACGCCUCGCCUCUGCCAAAGACCUUGUUUCCAAUCACAUGGCUGAAACAAACACCGCGUUAAAGAGCCCAUCGAGUCCAUUUUGUUUUGAUUAGAUUUGUCAUCAUUCCUUUUUAAAGAGCUGCUAUUUAUAGUCAGGUUUUCAUGAAGUUGAUUCUCUUUGACAGACAAUGUCACAUGUUGUAGUGAUGCACUCUGGCCACUAGAGGGAGACAUGCAGAGACUUAUUGAGCGCAGUUUGAUGUUGCUGCUUUUAUCAAAAAUGAUUUCCUGCUAGAAGUGUUUUUGCUCAUUACAGUUGGUUUAUGCUCACGCACCUUUAGACGAGCAACGUCCGCAUUCUUAGUGUGUCAGAAGACAUUCUGCCCCCUGCUGGUUAGACAUGUCGCAGCUUGCACACGUCGCCAACAAAUGAAAUGCUUCCAUGAAUGUCCAAAGUGUGGCCUGGGAGAAAUGUUCAGCCCACGUUAAGUUUAUUGUUCCUCUGUAUAAUG
Messenger RNA from Nerophis lumbriciformis (worm pipefish), 3742 nucleotides. RefSeq names its product MAP/microtubule affinity-regulating kinase 4-like. Gene Ontology annotation, molecular function: tau-protein kinase activity; ATP binding. Gene Ontology annotation, cellular component: cytoplasm. Lineage: Eukaryota; Metazoa; Chordata; Actinopteri; Syngnathiformes; Syngnathidae. Gene Ontology annotation, biological process: microtubule cytoskeleton organization; protein phosphorylation; intracellular signal transduction. The record is from RefSeq and is a predicted model, not a curated record.